Scheffersomyces stipitis CBS 6054 is the source of this 1548-nucleotide messenger RNA. It is a transcript of the gene CP52C, whose product is annotated as cytochrome P450. Lineage: Eukaryota; Fungi; Ascomycota; Pichiomycetes; Serinales; Debaryomycetaceae. The transcript has a single exon. The record is from RefSeq and is a predicted model, not a curated record. Gene Ontology annotation, molecular function: iron ion binding; heme binding; oxidoreductase activity, acting on paired donors, with incorporation or reduction of molecular oxygen, reduced flavin or flavoprotein as one donor, and incorporation of one atom of oxygen. The coding region runs from base 1 to 1548 and encodes 515 amino acids.
AUGUAUGAGAAAACAAUUAUAGCAUUGCUGUACCUCAGCAAGUGGUACGUUCUCUUGGGAUCUGCUGUCGCCGUUUUGGCCCUCUACAGAUACAUCACGGUUCAGUUGAUUAUUAGAAAGCAUGGCUGCAAGGAUCCUAUUAAGUUCACACAAGGUGGAUUUCUCUGUAUUCCUAUCAUCCUUGAAUUACUUAGAAGAAUGAAAACAGGUGAAAUGAUUGAUGAAGGUUUUAGACUCUUCAAUGAGUACCCCGAUACCACUCAAUACGUUAACCUAUUUGGUGUCAGAGUUUUGCUUACGGGUGAACCAGAGGUAUACAAGGCAGUUUUGGCAACCCAAUUUAACAAUUUUGCUCUUGGAUUUAGACAUUCUCAUUUCGCUCCUUUGUUGGGAGAUGGGAUCUUCACCUUGGAUGGCGAAGGUUGGAAAAAUUCCAGAGCUAUGUUGAGACCACAGUUCGCUAGACAACAAGUUUCUCAUGUCCAAAUGUUGGAACCUCAUAUCCAGACCUUGGCCAAGCACAUCAAAGCUAGAAAGGGUACCACAUUUGAUCUUCAGGAGUUGUUCUUCAGACUCACCAUGGACUCAGCUACGGAAUUUUUAUUUGGUGAAAGUGUGAGGUCGUUGCAUGACGAGGUUAUUGGUAUGCAGAGACCAGACAUUGAAGGUAUUUCUAAUUUUUCUGAAGCAUUUAACACGUCUCAGCGCUAUCUUGCUGUUAGAGCCUAUUCCCAGGUUCUUUACUGGUUGACCAACCCUAAAGAAUUCAGAGACUGCAAUGCAAAAGUGCAGAAGGUAGCACAGUACUUCGUGAACAAGGCCUUGUCUUUUUCGGAUUCUGAAUUGGAAGAAAAGUCGAAGAAAGGAUACAUCUUCUUGUACGAAUUGACCAAACAAACUAGGGACCCAAAGGUCUUGCAGGAUCAGUUGUUGAAUAUUUUGAUUGCUGGUAGAGAUACUACAGCAGGACUUUUGUCGUUUACCUUCUAUGAGUUGGCCAGAAAUCCAGCAAUCUUUGAAAAAUUGAAAGCUGCAAUCUAUGCUGACUUCGGAAGAGGUGAUGUUAGUGAAAUCUCAUUUGAGUCUUUGAAAAAGUGUGAAUAUUUGAAGUUUGUUUUGAAUGAGGCCUUGCGUCUCUAUCCUUCAGUUCCAGUAAAUUUCAGAGUUGCUACCAAAGACACUGUUCUACCAACAGGUGGUGGACCCGACGGCCAGUCGCCAAUGUUUGUCAGAAAGUACACAACUGUAGCGUACGGUGUCUACUUCACUCAUAGAAUGAAGCAAUUUUAUGGUGAAGAUGCAGAAGUAUUCAAGCCAGAAAGAUGGGCUGAAAACAGGAAGUUGGGAUGGGCCUACCUUCCAUUCAAUGGUGGUCCAAGAAUUUGCUUAGGGCAACAAUUUGCUUUGACUGAAGCCUCUUACGUUGUUGUCAGACUUAUUCAAAUGUUCCCCAAUAUUGUGAGCAAGGAUGACGGUCCUUAUCCACCUAGAAAGUCUGUUCAAUUGACCAUGUGUCUUCAGGAUGGAGUCAAGAUCCAAAUGUCCUAG